CCUGGAUGAGACUUUUUGGAAAGCCUUUUACAGAGAAAGCUCCGGGGAGGCUGGAGUGACCCGGGCGGGCGUGGCUCCUCCUCUCCACCCGUCUCUUCGGCCUGAGCGGAACCUACAUCACAACACUGUCAUCAUGCACAACGAUACAGCUCUGGUUACCAUGGCAGCAAGUGGUUGUACUGUAUUCAAACAAUGCCGCUGUGGACUGGGGGAACGGCAAGAUGUGCGCGGAUGAGAGCGGGCGUGGACGUGUUUCCGGCAGCGGCGGGGGAAGAUGAGGAUUACUCCACACUCAGGAUUGUACCAGCCAAUAGGAUACGAGUGCCUCUCCUCCUCCGCCUCAUCAUCAUCUUCGUUCUCGUCAUCCUCCCGUGUUGGACCACAAGCGGCCCAGCGUGGCAAGCCCGGUGAAGAUGGGCCGCAGGCUAGACUUGUCCGGCCUGACGGACGACGAGGCCGAACAUGUCCUGAAAGUUGUCCAACGGGACAUGAAGCUGAGGAAGAAGGAAGAAGAUCGGCUCAGUGAGAUGAAGCAGGAGCUGGCGGAGGAAGGCAGCAGAUGCUCCAUCCUCUCCAAGCAGCACCGUUUCAACGAGCACUGCUGCAUCCGCUGCUGCGCGCCCUUCACCUUCCUGCUCAACCCCAAACGCGAGUGCCUGGACUGCCAGUACAACGUGUGCAAGACCUGCUGCACGUACAACAAGAAGGACAAAGCCUGGCUGUGCGCCGCGUGCCAGAAGGGCAGGAUUUUGAGGACGCAGUCCCUGGAAUGGUAUUACAACAAUGUGAAAAGACGCUUCAAGAGAUUCGGCAGCGCCAAGGUUUUGAAGACGUUAUAUCGGAAGCACAUUAUAGAGAGAGGAGCGCUAUCUGAUCUCCCAGAAAGCAGCGUCCACGAGGGAAGUUUGGGCAAUGACAAUGAUGGCAGCAUAUGUGGCAGUGACUCUGUCUUCUACAAACAGAGUGAAGGACACAGUAUGGCUGAGACGCUCACGGUCGCCUUGCGCGUUGCUGAGGAAGCCAUAGAGGAAGCCAUUGCCAAGGCAGAAGAGUUCAGUGACAGUUUGGAGAAGCAGAAUGAGGCUCGAUAUCUACGGGACCACAAAGAAGAGCUCAUAGAGGAACUCGCUACAACCAUUGUCCAAAAGAUCAUCCAGAGGAGAAAGCGCUCCGAGAUGCAGACAGAGUAUGACUUUGUCUGGCCUCAGCCUCAGUCUUUGAUUCAGACCAGUGAUCAAGUGUCAUCCUCGCAAGCUCAACCGUCUUCACGAGGAUCUUCGGACCCCCUCAAAGCAUCCUCCACACUCUCGCGCUCACGCUCAGCCUUCUCCCUCACCAGUGACGACUCUCCUGAAAAAGUUCCUCAGAACGAGGUCGUUGGCACGGGCGGCAGCCUACAGGAAUACUCUUCUUUGAAGAGGGAGCCCAAGGCCGCAUCCCUGCCUACCUGGAAGAGUGUCGACCGGCUGGACAAUUCCAGCGCAUCAUCGGUCCUCCAAAGUCCAGACGGCAACUGGAUUGCUCUCCACAGCUCUCAGAUGUCUCGUCCCAGCCUGCUCACCAAGAGGAAAAGUCUGGUGUUCAGCGUCUUGGAAAAGGAGUCCGGCGUUGUCUCGGCCUACGACGAGAUGGGUUCUGACUCCGAGGAGGACGACGACGGAGGCAGCUGGGGCGCGGCCUUGCAGCAGUUCCGCCGCAAGCUGUCCGAUGAGACCUACUACACCGACUCGCAGCAUGACCCCGAGUGGACGUAUACGCAGCACCUGCCCGUGACCUCGCCUUCUUCUGGCCAGUACACCAACACGGAGACUCUCAAUUCUGAUUCGGAAGCAUCCUCGGCGCGGUCCUCGUGUCCUCGGCGACCACCUCAAAACUUGCUUUGGAGGAAAGGACCGUCAGACACGCACCUUCACCCUUACCACGUACCGCUGUACCAGCAGCACCUUCACCAAAACCUCUCCCCGUAUCCGCUUCUCUCAGGGUCUCUCGAUGUGAACUAUAACCCCAAGGUGACGGCGGACAGCAGCGAGGCCGAAGAAAGGCCGCACGAGCAGGUGAGAAGGUCACGGCGACGACGCAAAAGCAAGAGAGAUUCAUCCAACGACAACCGCUCCGGGAGCCAGAUUCAGGACAGUCGCGGUUUUCUUCUGGAUGACCUCCUGAAAAGGGGCUUAAGCGAGGACAAGCCCGUCGCCGACACCGUGCCCAUGAGCACAGCAGCACCAGAUGCCUUCCCAUUAGAUGCCAUCACACCCGAAUCCCACGACUUGGACCAAGCCACCCCGAAUUCAGUGGACCCGAGCAGCCCUUCGGGGCCCCGCCGAGGGUGCUCGGGACCCGUGUCCGGCACAGCCCGCCCUCUGGAGGAAGAACUGCUGACCAGGGUCAGUCAGCUGGUCAGGAGCCGCACCAACAGCAGAGAUCGCAGCUCGUCGGAUGAGGAGUGGCCCCCGCACAAACAGAUGGAGGAAGAAAGCGCCAGAGCAAAGCCGAAAGACACGGAAAGAGAAAAGACGAGGUCAAGCGUCAAAUUAAAAGCAAAAGCGGGCGAACCGGCCCCUCGAUUGAAUGGUCAAGAGAUGACGAGAGGUGAGAGGUCGAUCGAAAGUCCACCGUUGAGUGGGGAAUGCCGAGUGAAGGAGAGGAGGCUCGAGAAGCGAGCGGGGAGUUUGGAGGAGACGCAAUGUGAGAAGGAGCAGAAGAGAGGAGAGCGAAGAAAAAACAAGAGACAGCAUCGGCGAGAUUUGGACAAGGAGAUGUCCGAAUGGAAGAGCGCCUCCAGUGCGUCUGCUGUUACGCCAUCUGCCCAGCAGGCGGUGCUGUCUGACAACCAGCAGAAGUAUUCUGCGGCCUCGCUCUGCAGCAUCACCACAGAGGUGUUGAAGGUUUUGAACGCCACCGAGGAGCUGAUCAGCGAGGCAGGAGGGGACGGCUCCACGCCUUCGGAGCCUCAAAGCACGACCGCCUUCUCCAGCAGCUCUGAGACUCACAAACUGGACCAGAGGCUCACCAAGAUGGAGGAGAAUGUUUACCUGGCUGCUGGUGCUGUGUAUGGCCUGGAGGGGGCUCUGGGGGACUUGGAGCAGUGUGCCCGCAAUAUCAGUAGUGAGACCACGGACACUGAACUGGCAUUCCUGGAAGACCAAGUGGCGACUGCUGCUGCUCAGGUCCAGCAAUCUGAAAUGCAGAUAUCCAACAUUGAGGCCAGGAUAUCGGCUCUUAAAACCGCAGGGUUGAAAGUGACCGUUUGCAAUCAUUUCUCCAAGUUCAAGCCAACGGCAAAGCCGCAAACCCUGGACGCGUCGCGCCAUCAGAGGAGGAAGCUGCCAGCCCCUCCGCUAAAAGAUACCAAAUAAAGAUAAGAUGGAGGCCGAGCCAAUCGAUGGAAGUCUUUCGGCCACAAUGUGGAUGAGGAGCAGCAGCACAAGUCCCUCAGGGCCACACACCAGAGCCCUGUGGACAAGGGCCCCUCCUUGUCCCCUCGCCCCCCACCCCCACCUCCCUCCACUCAUGCAGUGCCUUGACCCAGCGUCCGCCUCCACCUGCCCCGUUGCGGCCCAUAAAGCCCUCAGCCCUUUCACGCCAUUGACGGGAUACGUAGAGCAAAGAUGAGUGGACAGUCUCUGCCUUAAAACCCCUCCAAAACCAAUCUGUGUACAAAUUGUAAGACUUGAAUAUCGACCAUGAUUAGGAUGUCCAAUGAAGUCAUAGGCUAUUGAUUAUGAGACGCUUAUCCAUACCAGAUGUUAAUUCCCAUUCAGGAGGACGGUUGUCGUUUGACGCUCAUUUGGGACUGCUGGGAUUUAAGACAUGUCUCAUUUGGAGUUGACCAAGUUGGACGUCGAAGCAAUUUUGUCAGACGAAUGACCCCAACACUCCCAAGUAUCAACAAUAAAUGUCGAUAAAUAUAUUUGACAUCUUAUUUUUUGUGGUUCCUCACUAUUAGGAAAAGAUAUAGAACUGUGUCCUGCCACAAGUAGUGAAAAUUUGCGGUUGAUUGACCCCCCCCCCCAUUCCCCCAUCUGAAUGGUGCUCCUCCAUUCACUUCAACACUGUUCGGCGGCACCGAGACCAACAUAUAGUUGAUUGUCUUUCGAAUACACUUUUCCAAGUUGGAGGUUGAACUUUUCUGAGUUAACAGCCGUCUGGCACAAGAUUGCCAUUCCGCAAAAAUUGACCGGUGGCUGAGUUUUUGUUGUUUUGAUACUUUUCUGCUCUCUUUUUGAACUUUGGACAAGAGCUCGAGCCAGCAACUGACAAGCUUAGCAUCGAUGCCGCCUCUGACAAUUAGCGCAUUAUUGAGCCAUCAUUCUGGUUUUCGAUAUGUUUUUAAAACCAUCCAUUCUUUCUUCUUGUUGCCGAGUGUCUAUUCAUGUGACGGCUACAUUUCCUCAUCUAACUUUGGACGAGAAUGCAAAUGAAAGUCUUAUUCAACAACACUCAAGCGGCCGCCGCAACACACAAGAUUCAAAUGAGAAUUGAUUUUUGAAGGCACACAUCAACACGAUCAUGUGAAUGAAUCCAACAUCAACGUUUCAGCUUUAAAGUGAAAGCGAAGCACGAGCCGCCCCCUUGGGUGCAGUAUUCUCUUCUUCUCUUCUCCUUUUUCUCUCUUACUCUCCAAAUGAACAACCUAUUGUUUGAGCAACAGAGCUCUUCCUGUCCAGACCUCGGUGCCACAUACAAGAUUUUAACGGGCUGGUUUUGUCAGCGUCAGGAAACCACAGUUUUUUUUGUGACAAGCAAUUUAUUUUUGUACUUAGAACAUUUUUAUGCGAAUGAUCACAAAUGACAAAGCUUUAUUUUAUCCCGAGUGGUUCCUGUGAGACACGACUCGGGUUGCUUUCUGUGUCCGUCCGUCUGCUUUGAAAAUUCUGAUGACGAGGAGAUGAGGCUAACAUGAUUCUUAUUAAAUGUGAGAAUACUGC
Messenger RNA from Hippocampus zosterae (dwarf seahorse), 4928 nucleotides. It is a transcript of the gene myripb, whose product is annotated as myosin VIIA and Rab interacting protein b. The record is from RefSeq and is a predicted model, not a curated record. Lineage: Eukaryota; Metazoa; Chordata; Actinopteri; Syngnathiformes; Syngnathidae. The coding region runs from base 414 to 3356 and encodes 980 amino acids. Gene Ontology annotation, biological process: intracellular protein transport. The transcript is spliced from 18 exons. Gene Ontology annotation, cellular component: cortical actin cytoskeleton. Gene Ontology annotation, molecular function: myosin binding; small GTPase binding; actin binding.